This is a messenger RNA of Morus notabilis, 762 nucleotides long. RefSeq names its product putative pterin-4-alpha-carbinolamine dehydratase. The coding region runs from base 17 to 592 and encodes 191 amino acids. Gene Ontology annotation, biological process: tetrahydrobiopterin biosynthetic process. Gene Ontology annotation, cellular component: mitochondrion. NCBI's taxonomy places the organism in Eukaryota, Viridiplantae, Streptophyta, Magnoliopsida, Rosales, Moraceae. The record is from RefSeq and is a predicted model, not a curated record. The transcript has 6 exons. Gene Ontology annotation, molecular function: 4-alpha-hydroxytetrahydrobiopterin dehydratase activity.
CUCUCUUUCUCUCUCUAUGUUCUCUCCUUCAUUUCCGUCUCUUUCAUGGUUUUCUAUCUGUUCAUUUCAGACGCCAUUGACAUCCGUGUUUCAAAGCUUGCUCGGAGCACAUGGACGUUCCACUAGCCGAUUACCUGACAUACUUCAUGGCAGUGUGGGCGUGUCAUCAAGUAGAAAGUCAGUAUGUCUGUUUAGAACCUUUUGCACUGGCCAAGAUUUGUCAGCAAAGAAGUGUGUGCCCUGCAAUGCAAAGGAUUUGCGACCCAUGACUGAAGAAGCAGCAAAAGACCUGAUUACACGGGUGGAUGGAUGGAACCUUAUAAUUGAUGAUGGUCCAAUGAAACUGUCUCGGUCAUGGAAGGUGAAGAGUUUCACUAAAGGAUUGGAAUUAUUCAAGCUUGUAGCUGAUGUUGCAGAAGCUGAAGAUCAUCAUCCAGAUCUUCACCUCGUUGGAUGGAACAACGUCACUAUUGAGAUCUGGACACAUUCAGUUGGUGGAUUGACUGAGAAUGACUUCAUACUUGCUGCCAAGAUCAAUGCAGUUGACUUGCACCACCUGCUGAGGAAGAAAGUUGCGAAGGUGAACCCAUAGAGUUCUGUGAACGUGUUGUCUGGCAAUGAGAUUGUUUAGUCUUGUUGUUUUUCUAUAAGCGGGCAUCUUGGGAGCUUCCUGUGUAGUUAAUUUUUUUUUUUUUUCCAUUCAUCUGCUUGUAUCAAAAGAUUAUCGAUAUUUUCUUUGACGUUUUUUGGUUUAGAUUUCUA